Penicillium lagena is the source of this 726-nucleotide messenger RNA. Its product is annotated as seipin co-factor family protein. The transcript has a single exon. Bases 1 to 726 code for a protein of 241 amino acids. NCBI's taxonomy places the organism in Eukaryota, Fungi, Ascomycota, Eurotiomycetes, Eurotiales, Aspergillaceae. The record is from RefSeq and is a predicted model, not a curated record.
AUGUCCCUGAAUACUGGUACCAGCGGUCUCACAGGUGUCGCCAACCUUCUCCCGCGCGAGAGCACGGACACAGCAUCCGUCGAUAAUAUUCAAUCGACCGUCACAGGUCAAACAGAACCACUCUUCCAGACAGCGGAUAAACUCAGUGAACCUUUAAUGCCCGGUGAAUUCCCUUCGGAUGAGUCCUCUCAAAAAGAAUCCGUUAAUAACGAAAUAACUUAUUCGACUCUGCUUCGAUUAUUUACGGGCUGGAUCUCGGGUGCAUUCCCUCGUGCCGUGGACUGGUUUGAAGAUACCAUCAGGCAUUUCGUCCACUGGUUCCUGCCGCCGCCCCAGCAGAUCGAAAUAUACGAGGCUGCACUGAAGCGUCCUAUUGCGUCGACGUUUAUUGUCAGCCAGCUCAUCUGCUGCGGAGUGCCCUUACUGGUAUUAUUGGCUGUGGUAGUCCCCGUCGCCGCUGUCGCUCUCCUUCUGUGGUUCAUAUUAUCACUGCUCAUCGGCGGCCCGAUCCUGUUGAUAGCGAGUAUGAUGGGUGUCUCCCUCUGGGGUUGGGAAUGGAUAACCUAUGGAUUCAUCAAGUUCAUCGACCAACGAUAUCUGGGCGGCAUGCUCGCACGUUUCUGGUUGCCGCAAGGACAGACUCAGACCGAGAACGAAAAACACCAAGAAGGGGUCCAGACACACCAAGAAGGGGUCCAGACCCCGGAAGUGAAAAGCGAUAAGUAA